AUGACGAAAUUUCAUAAUCCGUAUGGAGGAGCUCCAGGAGGACCAGCAUUCCCUGGACAAGCUCAGGAUCCUUUGUAUGGUUAUUUUGCUGCAGUAGCAGGGCAGGAUGGACAAAUAGAUGCUGAUGAGCUACAGAGAUGUCUCACCCAGUCAGGGAUUGCAGGAGCGUAUAAACCUUUCAACUUAGAGACUUGCAGACUCAUGAUCUCAAUGCUGGAUAGGGAUAUGUCUGGCACACUGGGAUUUAAUGAGUUUAAAGAACUCUGGGCUGUGGUCAAUGGCUGGAAGCAACACUUCAUAACUUUUGACAACGAUAGAAGUGGUACAGUGGAUCGUCAAGAACUGGAGAAAGCCUUGAUGAAUAUGGGAUUUAGACUGAGCCCACAGGCAGUGACUGCAAUCACAAGGCGAUACAGCACUCGUGGAAAGAUUACAUUUGAUGAUUACAUUGCCUGCUGUGUGAAACUCAGAGCUCUCACUGAAUGUUUUAGAAGAAGGGAUACAUCUCAGCAGGGUUUUGUGAACUUCCAGUAUGAUGAUUUCAUACAGUGUGUUAUGAGCAUCUAAAUCAAAAGGAAGCAAGCCGUGGAUGAUCACGAUU
Messenger RNA from Nipponia nippon (crested ibis), 601 nucleotides. The record is from RefSeq and is a predicted model, not a curated record. NCBI's taxonomy places the organism in Eukaryota, Metazoa, Chordata, Aves, Pelecaniformes, Threskiornithidae.